Messenger RNA from Letharia columbiana, 447 nucleotides. RefSeq lists its product as uncharacterized. The record is from RefSeq and is a predicted model, not a curated record. The transcript has a single exon. Lineage: Eukaryota; Fungi; Ascomycota; Lecanoromycetes; Lecanorales; Parmeliaceae. The coding region runs from base 1 to 447 and encodes 148 amino acids.
AUGGAAUACGGGUCCUCAUUUAGAAACAUAAUUGAGACCAAGGCGAACGCUGGGCUAUGUGCUGGGACGCUGGUUGUCCCAGACACAGCAGCAGCCUUGAUGCCUCACCAUCAUCAGACACGGUUCAUUGUGCAUCCCACCAUGUUAGGUUUGCGCCUCCACAUUGCAGUCUUCGCAACGUGCGGCGCCGAACUUUCCGAUAUCAGCUCAUACGUUCCAGCUUACGUCAAGAGUCUUCAUGUCUCGCACUAUGCGGAGAGGGUUCCUGAGGACCAACUCCGAGUCUUCGCAUCGGCGGAGACAAGCGAGGCGACGAAUGCAAUAAAUGCGACAGUGGCAGUGUUUGAUAAUGACGAAAGAACCACUGAAAGGAGACCUGACAUUGAGAUAAUCGUAAUAUGGCCACUAAGCUGCCAACCAAAGGUUCGAACAAUGAUCUGUGCCUAA